ACAGAAUUCCUCCGUACCUGUCUGGACAGGGAGAGACGGAGCGCCACAGGGCAAAGGACAGAAAGAAGCGGAGAAAGGAGGAGGGCAGGCAGGGGGGAAAAGAAAAGAAAAGGGAAUCCAGAGAAGGAGAGCCAGAGGAACAAAGGGGUCCGAUUUAAAGAGCACAAACAGGAAAGAGGUGCAUCAGAGACAUUGGAGGGACAGAGAGAAAGUGACAGAGGAGUUUAUAAGCUUGUAUAGUCUUUGCUGCAUCCUGUUUCCUGCCGGGUUUAUUUUUCGUCGUUCUGAGAUCCGUGGCUAUUUUGGUCGGAGUGGUUUGGGAUGGAUGCCAUCAUGCUGCAGGAGAAACUGGUGGAACGGCUUCUGUGUCCACGAGUGAGAACGGCCAGACAGAAGGAGAAACAGUAUGUGGGUUUUGCAACUUUGCCCAAUCAAGUCCACAGGAAGUCGGUGAAGAAAGGCUUCGACUUCACCCUGAUGGUGGCAGGAGAGUCUGGAAUGGGUAAAUCCACCCUGGUGAACAGCCUGUUCCUCACAGACCUCUACAAAGACAGGAAGUUACUGAACGCUGAGGAGCGAAUCAACCAAACGGUGGAGAUCAUCAAGCACACGGUCGACAUCGAGGAGAAAGGAGUCAAGCUCAAGCUGACCAUCGUAGACACGCCGGGGUUCGGAGACGCCGUCAACAACAACGAGUGCUGGAAGCCGAUCACAGACUACAUAGAUCAGCAGUUUGAGCAAUACUUCAGGGAUGAGAGUGGACUGAACAGGAAGAACAUCCAGGACAACAGGGUCCACUGCUGCCUCUACUUCAUCCCUCCAUUUGGGCACGGGCUGCGUCCGGUCGAUGUUGAGUUCAUGAAGGCGCUGCAUGAAAAAGUCAACAUAAUUCCACUCAUUGCAAAAGCUGACUGCCUCACGCCCAACGAGAUAAAGAAGCUCAAAGACAGAAUACGAGAGGAAAUAGACAAGUUCGGGAUCAAAGUGUACCAGUUCCCUGAAUGCGACUCCGACGAGGAUGAAGAGUUUAAACAACUUGACAAAGAGCUGAAGGAGUGCACCCCGUUCGCUGUGAUCGGCAGCAACACGGUGGUGGAGGCCCGGGGGCAGAGGGUCAGAGGACGGCUGUACCCCUGGGGCAUCGUAGAAGUGGAGAACCAGUCGCACUGUGACUUUGUGAAACUGAGAAACAUGCUGAUUCGCUCGCACAUGCACGACCUGAAAGACGUGACCUGUGACGUCCACUAUGAAAACUACAGAGCACAGUGCAUACAGGAGAUGACCAUUAAACUGGCUCAGGACAACCGCAUGGAGAGUCCCGUCCCGUUCCUGUCCACUCCAGAUGUUGAAACUGAGAAACUCAUUAAAAUGAAAGACGAGGAGCUGAAGAGGAUGCAGGAGAUGCUGAACAAGAUGCAGCAGCAGAUGCACCACAAAGACCAGUGACAUCUCCCAGAGCAGAGCUGUGCUGUAGCGCCACCUACUGCCCCCCCCCCCCCCCCCUCCAGUCAAGGGAGCGAUGGACGUCAAGUGUCAGUGGCAACUCUGGUUGUACAUUAAUCUUCAGUUUGGUGCUUUGUAUAGUUUGUUUGCCCGGAGACUUGUUUCAUCAGAGUUGUUGUUUUUUUUUGUUUCUGUUUGAGUAUCCCCCCCCCCGUCCUCCACCUUCUGUGGUUAAACAGUCUUAUCAUAUAUAAUAUUAAUGUGUAAUUUAAAUUACUAGUCAGUGUAUCUAAUUUAUAAAUGCAAUGCUAGACCUUUUUCAAUAUUCUGUCAGGGUAUGACCAUGUGUGAUAUAAGAUGUUUUGUAAAGAAAUUUAGGUUGUUGGUCUUGAACCUGGAUAUUGUUUUUUAAUAUGUGUUUGUGUGUGUGCGUUUGCGUGAGCGAGUGUGUGUAUCUCAUGAAAUUUCCUUAGACGACACCAGGUAUCCAUCCAUUGAUCUCCCAGCUGUCUGACAGCUGAGGUGCCACAGUGACUUUACUUUUUAUUAAGGUGUUUAUUUCCUCUCUGAUCCUCAUUAAUAACUUCAUGUAACCUUUUUUUUUUCUAACAUAUGGCAAGUCAAAAAAAAAAUCCUCCUCCAGCAUUUUUUUAACCUGUGCUGGUGGAGCUGAAAAUGCACUUAUUGCCAGUGGCUAACUGUGAAUGGAGAGCCUUUGACGUAAUGAGAGGGUUGGUACAUGUGCGAGCAUGCUGCCGUUACUCGUAUCCGCUGAAUGCUGUGGACCUAUUUUUACUGCUUUAUAGCCAAUGCCCCCUGUGCUUGUAUUAAAAUGCAUCAUGACCCACAGUUUGCUGCUGUGCUACGAUGAGGUGUUGAGAAUAACGACGAGCAAAUGCUGUGUUUACGCUUCUGUUUUAAUAAUUCUGCCCUCGUCAGUGAAGGUGUGUAUCCUAUGAUUGCUUGAGUGUGUGUGUGUGUGUGUGUAUGCGACCGUGUGUGUGUUGACUCUGCUGAUGCUGAGACACAGAACAUAUUUUGCCUGAAGGCUCUGAGCUCAGCCUGUGCCCCUCUUAUAUAAAGGUGUGACAAAUAAACCCUUGUUUCUCGUCA
Messenger RNA from Platichthys flesus (European flounder), 2556 nucleotides. RefSeq names its product septin 5a (gene septin5a). Bases 322 to 1446 code for a protein of 374 amino acids. Gene Ontology annotation, molecular function: molecular adaptor activity; GTP binding; GTPase activity. Gene Ontology annotation, biological process: cytoskeleton-dependent cytokinesis; regulation of exocytosis. The transcript is spliced from 11 exons. The record is from RefSeq and is a predicted model, not a curated record. Gene Ontology annotation, cellular component: septin ring; septin complex; microtubule cytoskeleton. Lineage: Eukaryota; Metazoa; Chordata; Actinopteri; Pleuronectiformes; Pleuronectidae.